Impatiens glandulifera is the source of this 1693-nucleotide messenger RNA. RefSeq names its product dolichyl-diphosphooligosaccharide--protein glycosyltransferase 48 kDa subunit-like. Gene Ontology annotation, cellular component: endoplasmic reticulum membrane; oligosaccharyltransferase complex. The transcript has 13 exons. The record is from RefSeq and is a predicted model, not a curated record. NCBI's taxonomy places the organism in Eukaryota, Viridiplantae, Streptophyta, Magnoliopsida, Ericales, Balsaminaceae. The coding region runs from base 80 to 1390 and encodes 436 amino acids.
UCCGAUCUGCUUCACUAUAUCUGUAAGACUCUCCUCUUUCUCCGUCAAAUUCUUGAGAAAAUUCCCAAAAUCAGCAGAUAUGACGAAGGCUCUGUGGAUCUCCAUUGCUGCGAUCCAAUUUCUGGCAAUUUUCUGCAUCUCAUUCUCACCAGAAAGCCCCACUGAUCGUCGGAUUCUGGUCUUGCUCGAUGAUUUUGCGAUCAAGUCUUCGCAUUCAAUCUAUUUCAAUUCCCUCCAAACACGAGGCUACGAUCUGGAUUUCAAACUUUCCGAUGAUUCAAAGAUCGGUUUGCAACGAUACGGCCAGUAUCUGUACGAUGGACUGAUCUUGUUUGCCCCUAAAGCUGAACGUUUUGGAGGAUCCAUUAAUGCAGCUGCUAUUCUUGAAUUUGUUGAUUCUGGUCAUGAUUUGAUCAUUGCUGCUGAUGCUAGCGCUUCCGAUCUUAUUCGAGAGAUUGCCACAGAAUGUGGGGUUGAUUUUGAUGAGGAUCCUGCAUCUAUGGUCAUCGAUCACACAAGCUAUGCAGUUUCAGAUACUAAGGGGGGUCAUCAACUUAUUGCGAGUGAUCACUUCAUCCACUCUGACGUGCUUUUGGGAAACAAAGAAAUUGAGGCUCCUGUGCUCUUUGAAGGUAUUGGCCAUUCACUGCAUCCUUCCAACAACAUGGUGUUAAAGGUUUUGUCUGCAUCUUCUUCAGCAUAUUCUGCUAAUCCUAAGGCAAAGUUGUCUACAGUUCCUACCCUAACUGGAUCUGCAAUCUCCUUAGUAUCAGUAGUACAGGCAAGGAAUAAUGCUCGUGUAUUGAUCUCUGGCUCUUUAAGUAUGUUCGGAAAUCGAUUUUUCCAGUCUGGAGUUGAGAAGUCAGGAAGCUCAAUUAAGCAUGCAAAAAGUGGUAAUGAACAGUUCUUGAUUGAACUUAGCAAAUGGGUUUUCCAUGAAAGAGGCCAUCUCAAGGCUGUGAAUGUUAGACAUCAUAAAGCUGGGGGUGCUGAUGAGCCUUCAAUGUACAGGAUCACCGACGAACUGGAAUACUCAGUUGAGAUUUAUGAAUGGUCGGGCACAAGUUGGGAACCAUAUGUUGCUGAUGAUGUACAACUACAGUUUUACAUGAUGAGCCCCUAUGUGUUGAAAGCGUUAUCAACCAAUGGGAAGGGUCUAUAUUCAACGUCAUUCAAGGUCCCUGAUGUUUAUGGUGUAUUUCAAUUCAAGAUCGAGUACCAGAGGCUUGGCUACACAAGCUUGUCGCUGUCAAAGCAGAUUCCCGUUAGGCCCUUCAGACACAACGAAUAUGAAAGAUUCAUACCAGCAGCAUUUCCCUAUUAUGGAGGCACUUUCUCUAUGAUGGCAGGUUUCUUUGUAUUCAGCACAGUCUAUUUAUACAGCAAAUAAAAUUGAGAAGAAGAAGAGCAGCUGCUCUCCAUGGCUGUCUGAAGUCAUUGUCAAAACAGGUAACUGAUUUCUUACAGCCUGAUCAAGCUAAUUAGGUAUCAGAAAGAAAACAAUUUUGUUUGGAUUACUCUUGCUAGGAUCCGUUUGUUUUUAUUUCUAUUUUUAUGAAGAAUGAGUGGAGACUUAGGCUUUAAUAUUGUUUUAUAUUGCUGUUCUCACAAGCUUAAUAUUAAGCUGGAGAGGGAAUUAGUAAUAGCAUCUCUUUCUUUUGUAACAAGUUCCUUUUAAAAGAGAUAAUAGCUU